GCUCCUAACCUCACUCCCUUUUCCCACUUUCUCUAUUCUCACUACAGUUAAGCUUUCUCUCUUCUCCGGCGACGUUAUGGCUGCAACAGAAUCGAAUCUAGACGAGUUUCUCAAUCUCGAUUACGAACUUCGGUAUCCAAGUCUUGCCGAUACGGAAGCGUUCAUGACCGGCGUUUGCUCCGCCGCCUUCCAAACUCUUUUACCGGAUGUGGUAACUUCCUUUUCAACUUGUGGUGGAGUUUCAGAUUCUCAAAACCUCACUCCCAAACAUUCCACCAUCACUGCUACUAUUGAUUCUCAGUCAUCCCUUUAUGGCACUGUUGGAAGCCCAGUUUCAGCCAAUAAACCAAACAGCAGAGAGAAUCACGCCAAAGGAACAUCAAGUGGUUCCUCUGAUCCUUCCGAUGAAGACGAUGAAUUAGGUCCUUGUGAACAAAGCACUAAUCCACUGGAUAUCAAACGCCUUAGAAGAAAGGUUUCUAAUCGCGAAUCAGCCAGAAGAUCGAGGCGAAGAAAACAAGCUCAUUUGUCCGAACUCGAGUCUCAGGUUGAAAAAUUGAAACUGGAAAAUGGAACCCUAUACAAACAGUUUACGAAUACUAGCCAACAAUUUCAUGAGGCUGAUACAAAUAACAGAGUGCUAAAAUCAGAUGUAGAAGCUUUAAGAGCAAAGGUAAAGUUAGCUGAAGAUAUGGUCACUAGAAGCUCUUUCACCACAUCAUUAAACAAUCAGUUUUUCCAGAAUCAAUGUCAAAUAACCACACCGCCACAACUCAACGUGACAUCCUUGCGCCGCGCGCCACAUGUCUCACCAACCAUCAAUGUGCAGCAGGGAAAUGGUGUCCCUUACAGCGGUGUCGCGGUUGGUGAACAUAAUUCAAAUCUCGGGUUUGGAAACUUGGACAUGAGUAACUACAACGACAUCAUUGACAUCAUUGACAAUGGAGUCUUAAGCAAUGCUAUGAGCUGUGUAACUACUACCUGGCCUUAAGGGUUUUUCUUGAUCACUAGAUCAUCUUUAUAUUAUCUCAUGUCUUUGUGUAUUUGAUUAGUAGAUUAAGUUGAUGUUUUAUAUGCUUAUCAAAAUAGUGUGUUUACAUUUUGUAUAAAAAGGACUUGUUGAUUA
Lathyrus oleraceus (garden pea) is the source of this 1126-nucleotide messenger RNA. Its product is annotated as basic leucine zipper 9. Gene Ontology annotation, biological process: regulation of DNA-templated transcription. The record is from RefSeq and is a predicted model, not a curated record. Lineage: Eukaryota; Viridiplantae; Streptophyta; Magnoliopsida; Fabales; Fabaceae. Gene Ontology annotation, molecular function: DNA-binding transcription factor activity. Bases 77 to 991 code for a protein of 304 amino acids. The transcript has 6 exons.